GAAAAUGUGUCCCUGACUGAAGUAGUCCAAUUUCCGCCCCACCGCCGCCCGCAACAUCUACCAAAGGACGCAUUUAAUGGGACACAAACCUUCAUUUUCAACUCUUACGUGACUGUCACAUUCUAUCUGGACUCCGCAAGCCGCCCAUGGUAAUUGUAUUAUAUGACUGAGGAUUUUGUACAAACUGCAAGCUAGUGCGCGUGAGUAGUGUCCCACCAAAGAUAACUAACGACAAAAAGAUGGAUGUGCAUUUUUCCAUUAGUAGUAUCUUGUCAAUUGUCCUUCAAGCGCUCUUGUUGUCUUCCUCAUAUGGUUCGUUGGAGCCCUACGACCUUUUAUACAAUAAUGCCGUCGACGCCUUUUACAGAAGUGACUAUAAAGAUGUAGUGCGAUACAUGGAGGGAGCGCUCAGCAGCUACGCAGAGGUCCGCCAGACUAAAGUCCGAUGUCGACUGAGGUGCCAGGACCAGCACCCGUUUGAUUCUGUUUCCAUGGACCUGCAGUUCUUUGACGUGGUUCUCCGACGAUCAAAUUGUCAAAACGAGUGCAUUGAAGAGAAGGUUGGAACGCAGUCCAUGCACAAAGUCAGCGAGGAUGUCAACCAGGAUUUCCAGAGACGAAUCCCGUACAACUAUCUUCAGUUGGCGUAUCAGAAGCUGAAGCAGUUGGACAAGGCAGCGGCGGCGGCCCACACCUAUUUCCAGGCCAACCCAGAGCAUGUGGAAAUGGAUCAGAACUUAGAGCAGUACAAGGCUCUGGAGGGAACCGAUCAGGACCACUUUGUGGACAGAGAGGCCCGGCCUCAUCAGAGAUCCUUCUCAGCUGGGGUGAAGCUGUAUGACAGUGCAGACUACAAGGGGGCCAUCGCCCUGUUCGAGGAGGCCCUCCGGGAGUACUACAGGGCCGARGUGGCGUGUCGGGCCCUCUGCCAGGGGCCCCAYAGGUURGAGGAGCAGGACCAUGUCCUCUACCGCUACAGCCUAUACGAACUGGUCUCAGACCACUUCACCCAGGRGCUGCACUGUGAACACGAGUGUGUGAGAGACCUGUCUACCCGGCCCGGCCGUCUGUCUCCCAUGGAGAACUACCUGCCUCUACACUACGACUACCUGCAGUUUGGCUACUUCCAGAUGAACAUGGUGGAGGAGGCGAUGGAGUGUGCCAAGUCCUACCUGCUGUUCCACGAGGGGGAGGAGUUUAUGACGGAGAACGUGGAGUACUACAGAGAGGCCGUGGGCCACGACGUCAAACCCCGGGAGAAAGCUGAGUGGUACCUGAGGCGCCAUAAGCAGGAGCUGGAGCUACUGGUGAUUGGCAGUGAGAACAUGCACGUGGAAUUUACAGAGGGGCAUUACUGGACCAGCACAGGUGGAAGAGAGGAUUCGAACAGGAUCCCCUCUGGUACAGAUGGAUGGAUGGAGUARGUACCCAUCUCAGAGAAGAAGAACUUCACUCUGGCCCCACCACAGGAGCUCAGAGAAGGAGGGCCCUUGGUGUAUGACAGUGUGCAGCUGGUCCAGAACUCAAAGGCCCUGAACGGAACUCAGAGGGUUCUUCUGGAUGAUGUCAUAUCUGUGGACGAGUGUGCCGAGCUCACAAACCUGGCCCAUACUGUCACUAUGGCAGGAGACGGAUACCGAGGGAAGAUGUCUCCUCACACUCCCAACGAGAGGUUUGAGGGCGCCACUGUGCUGAAAACACUGCAGUACGGCUACGAGGGCCGUGUCCCAUUGAGGAGCGCUCGUCUGUUCUAUGAUGCCAGUGAGAGGGCCAGACGCAUCAUCGAGUCCUACUUCCUGCUCAACUCAACACUCCACUUCUCCUACACACACCUGGUGUGCCGGACCGCAAUCAAAGGGCAACAGGACCAUAGAAAUGACCUGAGCCAUCCCAUCCACGCUGACAACUGUCUGUUAGACCCAGAGGCCAACGAGUGCUGGAAAGAACCACCAGCCUACACCUACAGAGACUACAGUGCUCUGCUGUACCUGAAUGGAGACUUUGAGGGAGGGGAGUUCAUCUUCACAGAAAUGGACGCCAAAACAGUCACAGCACAGGUGAAGCCCAAGUGUGGUCGUAUGGUGGGGUUCUCGUCUGGCGGGGAGAACCCCCACGGAGUGAGGGCUGUCACCAGGGGGCAGAGGUGUGCCGUGGCCCUGUGGUUCACCCUGGACCCCCUCUUCAGAGAACUGGAGCGCCUGCAGGCAGAUGAGGUGAUGCAGGCGUUGGACAACCAGAGCAGCCAAUCACAGUGGGACACAAGCCUCAACAUCAACCCCAAAGACGAGCUGUAGUAGUCCGCCGGCGCCCAAGCCCAGCACCCCCCAAAUCUUUAUAUCUAUCUAUUUAUUUAAUGAAGUUUGGAUCAGAACAAUUUUAUUUUUGUACUGUUUGAAGUGCAAGGUUAUAUAGUUGUUUGUGUUGUCAUCGUGGCUUUUAGUCUGUUGUUGUGAUUCUUUUUCUUCUUCUGUACAUACCAGUACUUGAGUUCACGUUUGGGUCUUUGUUUUUCUUUCCAUUGACUCUCUCUCUCUGUUGGGGUGAAACCCAGUCAUUGUGCCUCACACUUUAUAAGGUCCAGUUCACUUUGUGAUGACUUUAUAAGGACCAGUUCACUUUGUGAUGACUUUAUAAGGACCAGUUCACUUUGUGAUGACUUUAUAAGGUCCAGUUCACUUUGUGAUGACUUAAAAUGCUCAGUUCCCUUUGUGAUGACUUUGUGUAGUGUGCGGGUUUGCACACAAGGUUGUUGCAAUACAGACCUGUCAUACGUAUGUACAGUUCUUACUGCACUGUGAACAAGCGAAAGAGAAGAACAGCAGUUGACAUUGUCGUUUCUGUUAUAGAAAAAAAACGGGCUGUUUAUAACGUUUAAAACAUGCACUCAUAAAACAAUCGGUAGUGGGAUUAUCUCUUUCCGGCGGUGUAAACACAGUUAAUAUGUUUCAUCUAUUUAGUCAUUGAAACAUUGGCUGGUAUAUAUACAUUCGCUGAGAGAAAGAGGUCAGGCAUUUCUUUACAAACAGGGAGCUAUAAUCCCUUUCAGUGACUGACAAUAAUGAUUGAACUGGUCUGUCACUAUUUUAUUGUGCACUUUCUUCUUGUUUGUAGUGUGAGAAAGAGACACCGUCUUCAUGACUCACGUUCCCUCCCUAGCUCUGGUCCAUGGCGUUAGCAAGCCUUGGACCAGAGCUAAUGCCUCCCGUCAAUUGUAAUCAAACGCAGAGCAAGAUAACUGUUUACAAGUUAGCUCACACACGGGCAUGGAGUGUGUGUUUUUUUGUUGUUGUGUGUUUUAUGUGUCUGUUUUAAAGAUAGACAGCUGCUAUUGCAAUUGUCGGCAUUUGAUAUUAGAAGCUUUUUAAUAAAAGAUGUCAUUUAUUCCUGUUUAAAGGAAUUCUUAUAGGUGUCCUUUCCUUUCGAAACUUCCUCAUUUCAUGGGUCAAAAUAGACAGACAGGCACACACACACUGUUAAAAUCCAAUGGAAAGAAAGUGCCUUGUGUACUAUGAUAUUUCAAUGAUACAACUGCUAACUAUACGUAACUUAUCCAUUUUAAGUUAGAUUAGGGUUUUAAUCUUAUCUUUUGAGAGGGAGGAUGGCCACUGACUAAUAUUUAAAUAUAAAUUGCUGUAGCACAAACAAAUUGUUGUAUCCAUCUCUUUUGUUGUUAAUGUGUACUUAUAAAUUAAAAAGACAAUAUUUCAUAAAAUAA
Salvelinus sp. IW2-2015 is the source of this 3715-nucleotide messenger RNA. It is a transcript of the gene p3h2, whose product is annotated as prolyl 3-hydroxylase 2. Gene Ontology annotation, biological process: collagen metabolic process. Gene Ontology annotation, cellular component: endoplasmic reticulum. NCBI's taxonomy places the organism in Eukaryota, Metazoa, Chordata, Actinopteri, Salmoniformes, Salmonidae. The record is from RefSeq and is a predicted model, not a curated record. Gene Ontology annotation, molecular function: protein binding; L-ascorbic acid binding; iron ion binding.